Molecule: messenger RNA, 1359 nt
Organism: Postia placenta MAD-698-R-SB12
Lineage: Eukaryota; Fungi; Basidiomycota; Agaricomycetes; Polyporales; Adustoporiaceae
Exons: 8
Coding region: 1-1359 (452 amino acids)
Biological process (GO): protein phosphorylation
Molecular function (GO): ATP binding; protein kinase activity
Source: RefSeq, a predicted model, not a curated record
AUGUUCAUCGUCCGCGAAUUAAAUGAUGCGAACGUCACUGGGACCCCGGCGCCCGCACGUGGCCCACCGACAACUACUCUCUCUCAUACGGAAGGCGGCCUUGGAAUCGCGGAAUUCUACUGGCGUGAUCACCAGCUGUGGUUGCAGAAAUGUGGCUACAUGCUUCGACCUCGAUAUAAACCUGAUUGGGUCCCCUCCUGGCUGGGCACCAAGAAACAUCUCUUCGGGUGCGAGGAUGGGUUUAUGUCGCAAAAUAUCGGACGGUGCUAUGGCAUUGGUGUCGCUCAAGAAAGUCUCCACCCCCAUGAGGCCGAUAUUGGGUCAUAUUUUUGUUCCAAUGAGCUGAGCUCUGACCCGGACAAUCACUGCGUACCGCUAUACGAUGUUCUCAAGGACCCUCUUGAAGAGGAUAUAGUCAUUCUGGUCAUGCCUUUGCUUAGGAAAUGUAAUGUCCCCGAGUUCGGAACCAUCGGAGAAGUAGUGGAGUUCAUACGGCAGCUCGUCAACGGUCUGAGAUUCAUGCACGUACAUCACGUCGCCCAUCGGGAUAUGAACCGAGAUUUCACCGGUACGGCUAGACAUUAUUCCCGUACAGAGCGUCCGACAAAAUACUACUAUGUGGACUUCGGUCUAUCGCGCAAGUACAGCCCCGACGAGUACCCGCCUCGCGAACUACCUAUCCUGGGAGGGGACAAGAGCGUGCCCGAGUUUCAAGGCGAGGGCUACGACGAAGCUGUAGACCCAUUCCCAACAGAUAUAUACUACCUCGGGAACCUUAUCCGAAUGGCGUUCACGAUGCGCUACGCAAAUUUCUGUUUCAUGGAUGCGCUCAUUGCAGAUAUGGUGCAGAACGAUCCACAGAAACGCCCGCAUAUCGAGGAAGUUUCCUCUCGAUUUAUUGAGGCCACGUCUAAGUUGUCCGCUCGAAUCCUUCGUGGUCGUCUCGUAGAGAGAGAUGAACCACCCGUCAUCCGCUUUCUCUUCGGUCUCGGACAUUUGUUUAGGACGGCGAAAACAUUCACGGAAGCGAACAUCUGCCAGAUACCGUACGUCGACUGCGCCAUGAACAAAUUUACAACACAUAGAUCAAGGUUACCCAGCCUUGGACGUACCACGACAGUCCUAGGCAGCAAUGACUUCAGCAGCCUCGGUGCGACGCCAGUAUGCUGUAUCGAGUGCACCCGCAGAGACGUCCUCAUCGCGACGCCAAUAGGCCGUGUCGAGAGCACCGGCGGAGACAUCUUCCUCCCUGCGCCAGUACGCUGUGUCAAGCGCACCAGCCGAGACGUCCUCGGCACGACGCUCGACUUCCCCGACGUUUGCACGAUUCUCUGCCGAGCAGGCUAUGGUUCAGCAUGA